Molecule: messenger RNA, 939 nt
Organism: Meriones unguiculatus (Mongolian gerbil)
Lineage: Eukaryota; Metazoa; Chordata; Mammalia; Rodentia; Muridae
Product: calmodulin-4-like
Exons: 1
Coding region: 157-603 (148 amino acids)
Molecular function (GO): calcium ion binding; enzyme regulator activity
Source: RefSeq, a predicted model, not a curated record
UUCCCAUGCCAGGGCAAGGCUACCUAUAGCUCAGCCCUCCAACAGACACAGCCUCAGAUCCCGGCAGCAGCCUUGAGCACUGGAUCAGGAGCAAUAAAUUGACAUCUGGUUGACAGCAAGCUCAGAAGCUCUGUGUGGUACAGAGAAAGGACAGCCAUGUCUCACGGGUUUUCUGAGGAGCAGGUGCAGGAGUUCCAUGCAGCCUUUGAUAGUGUUGACAAGAACAAAGAUGGCAAAAUCAGCAAGGAGGAGCUGGGUGAUGUGAUGAAAAAGAUGGGCAAGCACCCCACAGAGGAAGAACUGAAGAUGCUCAUCUCCAAGCUGGACUCAGAUGGUGACGGUGCCAUCAACUUUGAAGAAUUCCUGGCGGCAAUGGAGAAGUUUAAGAAGGGGAGCACAGAGCAGGAGAUGCGGGCUGUGUUCAGUGUCUUUGACCAGAAUGGUGAUGGGCACAUCACCUUGGACGAGCUCAAGCAGGCCAUGGCCCAGCUGGGAGAGAAGCUUUCAGAUGAGGAGCUGAAUGCCAUGAUCCGUGAGGCCGAUGUAAACGAGGAUGGGAAGGUGAACUAUGAGGAGUUUGUGCGCAUCCUCACUGAGAAGUGAGACUGCCAGCGUGCAAGCUCCACCCAGUCUCUUAUCUGCCUGACUCUGGCCUGGGAUGAACCCCUGUGCCUUCUUGUCGGGUUCUGCUUUUGUGGUAGGGUUAUAAAGAAGUCUGUGUUGGUGUAUGGGAAACUACCUCAUAAAUGAGGAAGACUUUACUAGUUCUAGAUGCUGUGCCAUCUGGGGCUGCCCACUAGUCCCCUUUCUGCCUGCUGAGACUCUGGGCAAAGGAUGAUCUCCUUGGGUUGGCUUUUCCUCUUUCUCUUGCUGUGGAAUGGGUGCUUCCUAUCUCCCAGGGCUCUUGUAAUGGUUUAAAUAAAAGGAAUGCGAAUUCUG